This is a messenger RNA of Mycetomoellerius zeteki, 5646 nucleotides long. It is a transcript of the gene arr, whose product is annotated as low-density lipoprotein receptor-related protein 6. The transcript has 11 exons. The coding region runs from base 142 to 5052 and encodes 1636 amino acids. Gene Ontology annotation, molecular function: protein binding. The record is from RefSeq and is a predicted model, not a curated record. NCBI's taxonomy places the organism in Eukaryota, Metazoa, Arthropoda, Insecta, Hymenoptera, Formicidae.
GUGACGCGAGGAAAGCGGACGUGAUAAGCCCGUUAGGUGACUGCUCUAUCAGCCACACUGCGACGAGAUGAUCGUGGCUGCGAACGCAAUUUUACCUCGAUCGAGAAUACGUGAAACUUGCUAGGAUAAUUAAUCCUCGCCAUGAUCACGAGGAACGCGUGGCUCGCUGUCGCUUGCUUCCUCUGCGGCCUUUUUUCUUGCAAUGGCUCGCCUCUACUUCUAUUUGGCACUCAUAAGGACAUCAGGGUGGCCAAUAUAUCUCGUAACAACAAGGUUAACAUCAUCAUCAAGGAUUUGUCAGAAGGUGCGUCGCUGGACUUCUUCUAUGAGCGUGAGCUGAUUUGUUGGUCCGACAGCAGUUUAGAGAUGAUACAGUGCAUUCGCUAUAACGGCACGCAUACCGGCGAGAAGCUAACGGUAGUGAACUCCAGUUUGAUAUCACCCGAUGGUCUUGCUUGCGAUUGGUUUACGGAUAAACUGUACUGGACGGAUGGCGAGAAGAACCGGAUCGAGGUGACCAGCAUCGACGGUCGUAACAGGAAGGUGCUCUUCUGGAAUGACAUUUAUCAGCCGCGUGCAAUCGCCCUGGCGCCCAUGGAAGGAUACCUAUUUUGGACCGAUUGGGGCGACGUGCCUAAGAUUGAACGUGCCUCGAUGGAUGGUGAUCCGAAUACGCGCGAGAUCAUCGUCUCUGAUGACAUAUUCUGGCCGAACGGCUUGACGAUUGACUAUGAAAAUAGACUCAUCUACUGGGCGGAUGGUAGACUACACUUUAUUGCCGUAAUGGAUUAUCAUGGCGGUAAUAGACGCAGAUUGGUCAAUCGCGAUUUGGACUAUCCUUUUGCCAUAACGUUUUUUGACAAUCGGCUUUAUUGGACCGACUGGAAGACUUGGUGCAUUCAUUCGUACGACAUGAACCAGCCACAAUCACAUCCACGUGAAUUAUUUCACGGCGAAUAUAUACCUGGUAGUGACAUUGAAGUCUGGGAUGCAAGGAGACAACCGGGCGGCAAUAAUCCUUGCAAACGAAACAAUGGUAAUUGUUCUCAUCUGUGCCUUCUGAGCUCGAAGGAACCUGGUUACAGUUGCGCCUGUCCCACGGGUGUCAAACUGAUUGACAAAUACACAUGCGCCAACAGACCGGAGCAGUUGCUGCUAAUCGUCCAACGAACCGAAAUCUGCCGGAUAUCCUUGGACUCGCCUGACUAUACAAACUUCGUGUUGCCGCUUACCGGCAUUAAACAUGCAAUUGCAAUUGACUUCGAUCCAGUGGAAGAGUUGCUGUAUUGGACUGAUGAACAAACAACUGCCAUCAGGCGAGCUCCCCUCGACGGAAUGAGUCAACAGAAUGUGAUUUCCACGGAGGUAGCGAAUCCAGAUGGUAUUGCAAUAGAUUGGAUCGCUCGCAAUCUCUAUUGGACCGAUACCGGGACCGAUCGAAUUGAAGUGGCACGACUAGAUGGGAAAUAUCGGCGUGUACUAGUGAAUGAAGAUCUAUUCGAACCACGAGCGAUCGCGCUCGCACCUGAGCACGGCUGGAUGUUCUGGACUGAUUGGAGUGAAAAGCGGCCGAAAAUUGAGCGCAGCAAUCUGGACGGCAGCGAGCGUAUAUUGCUGAUCACCAAGGACAUUGUCUGGCCAAAUGGCAUCGCCUUGGAUCUGGAGCGCAAUAAGAUCUAUUGGUGCGACGCAAAGACCGACAAAAUCGAGGUGUCUAAUAUGGACGGUACUGAUCGGCGUGAGGUUAUCACCGAUAAUCUGCCACAUCUGUUCGGUCUCACCUUGCUGGGCGAUUAUUUGUAUUGGACCGAUUGGCAGCGUCGCAGCAUCGAUCGGGCGCACAAGCUCACCGGUGGCGAACGUGAAGUCAUUGUCGACCAGGUACCCAAUGUGAUGGGGAUCAAGGCCAUACAUCUUGGCAAAAUGAACACCAGUAAUUCUCCGUGCGCCCGCGACAACGGUGGAUGUAGCCAUCUCUGUUUUAACAGACCUAACAACAGGUAUGUCUGCACCUGUCAGAUGGGCUACGAAUUGACAAAGGAUAAGCGCACAUGUGUUGUGCCGGAAGCGUUCCUACUGUUUUCUAGAAGGGAGAAUCUUGGUCGAAUCAGUAUUGAGAACGUUAACAAUGAUAAUAUCAUACCUGUCACUGGUAUCAAAGACGCUAGCGCUAUAGACUUUGACUUGUCUGAGAAUCGCAUUUAUUGGACAGAUGUUAAGUUAAAAACCAUCACACGUGUUUUUAUAAAUGGAUCAGAUAUCGAAAAAAUAGUCGAUCUCGGCCUAGAAUCGCCAGAAGGUAUUGCAUUUGAUUGGAUCGCGCACAAUCUCUAUUGGAGUGAUACUGUCACGCGCAGAAUAGAGAUGAUAAGAAUAGAAGGAGGCAGCAGGAAAAUACUUUUAUGGCAAAAUCUUCUCGAGCCCAAGAAUGUGGCUGUGGAUCCUGAGAGAGGCCAUUUAUACUGGGCCGAGUGGGGUAACACCGGCAGUAUCGAGAGAGCCUUUUUGGAUGGCACACAGCGGCAAGUGAUUGUUUCGCACAUCGGCCGAGCGAACAGUCUGACGAUUGACCAUGUGGGGCGCAAAUUGUAUUGGGCCGACAUCUCUACACCCGCGAUCAACUGUUAUGAUCUGUUGACGGAACGAGAGAAUGUCAUUAUUUCGCGUCACAUAGUCUAUCCGUUCAGCGUUACGCAGUAUCGGGACUUUAUUUAUUGGGCGGAUUGGAACACAGGCGACAUCGAAAGAGCGGAUAAGAUCACCGGAGCAAAUCGUACCAAGAUCCACACUAAUCUGGCGUCGGUGACGGAUCUGAAAGUGUUUCAUGCGUCGCGACAGUCUGGUUCGAAUCCAUGCACAAUUGCAAACGGCAAUUGCAGCCACCUUUGCAUCGCUCUACCGGGUCCGAACGGCGGUGCGUCCGUUACUCACAAAUGCGCGUGUCCCACGCAUUAUAAUCUGGCGCGGGACAAUCGGACCUGCAUGGCGCCACGACAUUUCAUGAUAUACAGUCAGCGUACUGCGAUCGUACGUUAUUUACCUGAUCAGACGGAUGACUGUGCGGAUGUAACAUUACGUGUACAGGGUUUAAAAAACGUUCGCGCGAUCGAGUUCGAUCCAGUGACGCAGCACGUCUACUGGAUUGAUGGUCGCGUGACAAUUCGUCGUGCCUUGGAAAAUCAGACGCAGCAGCAACAGCACAGCAGCACAGUUGUGGUGUCCAUCGGAAAUGGACAUUUGUUUGAUCUUGCGCUGGAUCCGCUCGGACGGCUGCUCUUCUGGACAUGUUCGACAAACGAUGCGCUCAAUGUCACGCGACUGGACAAUGGUUCGGCUCUCGGUGUCGUGGUGAAAGGUGACGGCGAGAAGCCACGUCACAUAGCGAUCUACUCGCAACAGCGAUUACUCUUUUGGACGGAUAUAGGGAAGAAGCGGGUGGUACGCAGCAAGAUGGACGGCAAGGAGCGCCACGUGAUUGCCGGCGAUUUACCGGAACAGCCCACCGGCUUAACGGUAGACAUCACGACGUACGUCGUGUACUGGGCAUACAGCAAACACAUUGAAUGCUCCAACUUCGAGGGUAGCGAUCGUAAGCUCCUGACUUUCACGCAGGGCUCGGCACUGCAUUUAGCAGUCCUUUUCAAUUAUCUCUAUUGGUACGAUCGUGAUGCACAGGUAAUUGAACGGGCAAACAAGACGUUUAAUGAAAACACUAGACGAGGUACGCAGGUGACGACAGGUCGCAUAUCUUUCACGGAUCUUAUUGCGAUCAACAUGCCUGAGGAUUCGCUCAUGGAGACACAUGUGUGCAGCCCAUUCAAUGACUACGGUGGUUGCUCGCACUUCUGCGUUGGCACCAACGCUAUUACCGAUGAGGCUACGGCAACAUUGCCCCGUUGCUCAUGUCCGAAGUCGUUGGUUCUGUCCGACGACGGUCGGACUUGUCGCGCGGCGCCUGUCUGCGGAAACGAUCACUUUACAUGUGCCGCUCCUAACGCGGCCGUGAGUAAGGAUUGUAUACCAGCCACGUGGAAGUGUGAUGGUCAAACCGACUGUUCAGAUGGCAGCGACGAGCUGGGAUGUCCCACUUGCUCCCGCGAUCAAUUCAGAUGUCAGAAUCACUGUAUCGAAUUGUCUUUAGUAUGCGACGGAACUCAGCAGUGUCCGGAUGGUUCAGAUGAGGCACAAUGUUGCGAGAUCGGACAGUUCCAAUGCGUCGGAAAUGGUGUUUGCAUUUCUGGAACAUCAUUGUGCGACGGUUGGGACGAUUGCGCCGACGGCAGUGACGAGGUACCGCCAGCUUGCAUGAGCCCGCACAAUCCUCAUCGUCAAAACGCUGGACCUGGCAUCAAUGAAUCUGGCAAGACGACUUACAUUAUCAUCAUUCUGGCAUUGGUAUUCGUGGUCGCAACAAGUAUUUUAAGCUGCUACUACUACUGCCGUAAAAAGUUUACCGGAAACGAAGGUCUGCCUGAUAUACUACAUGAUUCGGCGGGAGAUCCACUGUCGCCGAAACCUAGUAACAAUCGAAUGGUGAAGCCGAUGUUUAUUUCGCAGAAAAAUAAUAGGAAAGAUGGGGGAGGAAGUGGAGGCCUCAAAGUCGGGAUGGAAGCCGUAAGGAUGUCCAUGCUGAACGGAAGUAGUCUGGGCUCUAGUUAUGACCGUAGUCAUAUCACAGGUGCGUCGAGUUCUACCAGAGGAAGCUCUGCAGGUGGAUAUCCUCAGGAAACUCUGAAUCCGCCGCCGAGUCCGGCGACGAUCGUUAGCUCGACACGUUGCUCGAGCAGCAAUGCAUCCCGGUAUAAGCCAUAUCGACACUACAGGAGCAUUAAUCAACCGCCACCACCUACUCCGUGUAGCACCGACGUUUGCGAUGAGUCAGACAGUAAUUAUCCAGCGCGUUAUCGUUACGAAAGCGAGCCGUUUCCACCGCCACCCACUCCACGUUCUGUCUAUCACAGCGACGCAGCGAUCAGUUGUCCACCGUCCCCGAGUUCCAGAUCGUCCACGUAUUUUAGUCCCUUACCACCACCACCGUCGCCGGUGCCUUAAGAAGAAUUCAAAAAUAGAGACAUAUAACGCUCUGGUGCUUCUACUUUUGCAUUUAUCUUAUUUCAAUAUUUCUCUAUCGCGACUGUAGUCGUUGAUACUUAAAUCUUAUAAUUAUUAAUUAUGACUGACUAAUGAAUCGACCAUUGUGCAUAAAAGCUUUCAAUGAAAGUGCUCAGACAGAUAAUAAUUGAGAAUUCAAUGGUAAUUCUUACGAAACGAUAUAAAAAAAAUAUGAUAAAAAUAUAUUAGCUUUUAAAAAAAGCAAUAGAUUUCUGUCAUAUAGUGAAUUUAAAUGCAUUAGUGUACACUGGUGCAUAUUAAGCCGUAUCGACACUUGCAGCAGAUUUAUAUCUGUAAUGUGUGUAUAGUACUCCGCAGCAUCACACCGAACAUUUAAGCACAACGUAACUUUACCUCGAACAUUUGUUAGGUUCAAUACGACUACAUGGUAUCGCGUCAACUGUUACGCGAUGUAACCAAUUCUGUAAUGGGUAUUACGCGACGGCAUUGCAAUUACGUUGUUUCAAGUGGACAUGGCUUUACAGACUGUUGGUUUAUAAAAACGUAUGUAUAAUAAGUGGUUGAAUUCAGAUG